AUGGUGAGGCCCUCAUGCUCCUGCGCAGACGGGAGGAGAAAGUUUUCAGGUGUCGCCAUCCGAGUAGCGACUGCGCUCCAGACUUCUCCUGUGUUGUCUAACUACCUGAGAUUUUACUGUCGAGCGUCUCUGAGUUCACACGUGAUUUACUGGACGGAUACCUUGGUGAAAGUCUUUGUGGGAUAUUACUUUUUUGAAAAGAUCAUGUUUCUGAGGAUUGGUGUACCUUUGCUCCUGGUUCUUGUCGGAUUAAACGUAGCGUUUGGUCAGGGAACAACUGGAGCGCCCUCAACUACUACUACCAGCCCGACUACAACCACCACCACGACCACAACUACCAGUGCUACAACUACCACCUCUGCGGCUACCACCUCCACCACAACGGGAUCCACUACUCCGAGCCCAGUGCCGACACCACCCCCCGACACCUGUGAGAGCAAGAAUGGCACUAGCUGUGACGAAUGCCUGGUCAAUGUGACGUGCCUGUGGUGUAUAAAGACGAAGACAUGCAUGACCUAUCCAGUGAGCACCAUCCUGCCUCCUCACUCCCUCUGCCCCCUGAACGAGGCUCGCUGGGGCCAGUGCUCAAUAAACUUCCAGACUCUGAUCAUCGCCAUGGCAGUGGUGGGAGGAGUCAUCAUCCUGGCCUUCUUCAUCUGCCUCUUCUGCUGCUGCAAGUGUGAGAACGUGGGGAUGGGCAACUCUGAGGCCAAGAUGGCAAAGCAGGCGGACAAACGGAAGGUCAAAUCGGACGCCAGGAAAACGGAGAUGAAGAAGAGGCACGAUGAGAUCCGGCAGAAAUAUGGCUUGAACCGGGCCAGCCCCUAUGCCAGGUUUGACAAUGAUAGCUGAGCUGCACAAAACACCCUAUGCACAUCUCGCAACUGAAGAGGCUCCUAAUCAGCAGUGCCCUUGGAUAUACACGUAAAAACAGGAUAUUGUUUUACUGUUAAAUGUGAUAUUAUUUUGAACACCAAUAAUGUAAGAUUCAAGAAAAUUGUUGCAUUUGAAAGCCUGUUAAUUAUUUGACGAAUGUAUUGAGUUUGAGUUUGGCAACUCAGAGGCCGUGUUGGCACCAAUAUGAAAUGUGAAUGUUGUUGUCUAGGAGACUGCACCUUGGAGACCGCUCCUGUCUGAUUCAUUCCUGUAGUGUCCUUUUAGCUCUUGUUUACUGCUAUUUUGUUGUCAUUUGUCAUUCAAUGUAUUCUUUCCACAUAUACUCCAUUUUUUAAUUUAAUGCUUAAGAACAAAAUGGUACUUUCUGAAAGGGAGAAAAUUGUUGAAUGGAAUGAAGUUUCUUUUCUUUCAUUUUGACACCUGUGAGUGGUCAUUUAUAAAUAAACCACAGACUACUGAGAU
Molecule: messenger RNA, 1359 nt
Organism: Engraulis encrasicolus (European anchovy)
Lineage: Eukaryota; Metazoa; Chordata; Actinopteri; Clupeiformes; Engraulidae
Gene: pttg1ipa
Product: PTTG1 interacting protein a
Exons: 8
Coding region: 1-852 (283 amino acids)
Biological process (GO): protein import into nucleus
Cellular component (GO): nucleus; cytoplasm
Source: RefSeq, a predicted model, not a curated record